Molecule: messenger RNA, 1083 nt
Organism: Bipolaris maydis ATCC 48331
Lineage: Eukaryota; Fungi; Ascomycota; Dothideomycetes; Pleosporales; Pleosporaceae
Product: Bestrophin/UPF0187
Molecular function (GO): chloride channel activity
Source: RefSeq, a predicted model, not a curated record
AUGUCGACGACGCCCGAGGUCCCUACGCGUCGCCCGACGUACCCCCUCGCCCAUGCCUUUCGUCGCAAGCCCCGCCGUAUCCCGCUUGUGCUGCGCUUCUCCAAGGGCGCGGUGCACGAUAUCAUUCUCUUGCCCGUGAUCCUGCACUCGCUCUUUACCGUCCUCAUCGUGUACAUCGACACCCGCUAUGUCGACUCGAUCAGCAUUCCGUCGACCAUCAUCCCGUCGCUCUCCAUCGUCGUGGGUCUGAUGCUCGUGUUCCGCAACAGCACGAGCUACGACCGCUUCUGGACGGGACGAAACUGUCUGACGACCAUCAACACGGCCGUACGCAACCUCGCACGAAUCUCCCUCGUCAACUCGCGCGACAAGGACGGCUACGCGACCGAAGAGCAGCGUCGAGACACCGAACGCAUCGUCCGCGUCCUCAUCGCCGUCUUGUACUCGAUCAAACACAACCUCCGCGCCGAAUUCAACAUCCCCCCCGCAAGCCUCGCCGCCCUCCCUCCCCACCCAACCUCCCUCGAAAACGGCGAUGGCGUCGUACACACCAAGAAGGACGAAUACGUCUCGCUGCUCCCCGACGGCCUCAUGGGCUACGAAGACCAGGGCCUGGGUCUCCCCCUCCAACUCACCAUCCUAAUCGAAGGCUACAUCCGGCGCGGCGCCGACCGCGGCUGGUUCAACGCGCCCCUGUCCUCUCAAAUGAGCGUGCAGAUCAACUCGCUCGUCGAUGCCUACGGCCGCAUGGAAACCAUCCGCUCCACCCCGAUCCCCGUCGCCCAUCUCAUCCACCAAAAGCAAGUCCUCGCCCUCUACGCGUGCGUCCUACCCUUUGCCAUUGUCGACGACUACAAGUGGUGGAGCGUCCUCGUCGUCGCUAUCGUCACCUUUACCCUCUAUGGCAUCGAGGGCAUUGGCGUCCAGCUCGAGGACCCCUUUGGCUAUGAUAAGAAUGAUAUCAAGAUGGAUGGCAUUAUUGAGGAUACCAGACAGGAGAUUAUGGUCCUGUUGGAUGAGUGGAAGGCGAGUCAUGAGGGCAGGGCUAUGGGUGGCAUGUUUGAGAAUGAUGCGUAUUACUAG